CAGCAGUACGCAUAUUUGGAAUAACUCAAGAUCCAGAAACAUUGAAUUACAUGGUAGUAAUGGAUUUAAUGAAUGGAGGAAAUUUAAGAUCUAAUUUAUUAAUAAAAAAAUAUAAUCCGAUUGAAAAAUACUAUAAUUUAACGAAAAUAGCGCAUGCACUUCUAAAUUUACAUAAAUGUAAUUUAGUUCAUGGUGAUUUCCAUAGUGGAAAUGUUCUUUUAUAUAGUAUUGAUGCCUAUAGUUCAAAUUAUAUAAGCGAUUUUGGAUUAAGUAGACCAGUAAAUCAAACUAUUAAUUCGAAUGAAAUUUAUGGAGUAAUUCCUUAUAUGGCACCAGAGAUAUUACGUGGGAAACCAUAUACUAAAGCAGCUGAUAUUUAUUCUUUUGGAAUUAUUAUGUGGGAAUUUACAUCUGGUAUUCCUGCUUUCAACAAUAGACCUCAUGAUUUUAAUCUUUCUUUAGAUAUUUGUAAAGGUUUGAGACCAGAAAUUGUUAAAGGUACAUUGCCAGUUUAUGCAAGAUUAAUGAAGAGGUGUUGGGAUUCUGAUCCUAAUAAAAGACUAACAACUGAAGAAUUACAUCAAAUUGUUCUUUUUUGGUAUGAUUAUUAUCCGAAAGACUACGGCAAUAAAAGUAUAGAUAUUCCUAGUAAUGAACAAAUUACAAAGAAUCAUCCAUUAUCUUGUUACACAAGCAGAAAAAUCGAGUACUCCGCAAAAAUAAAUGAAAUUUUAUCUCAGGAAGAACUAAGCACUAAAUUCAUAAUAGAUGAAAAAAAAGGAAUCAUUAAUGAAAUAACAUUAUUAAGUGAAAAUUUAGAAAACUUUAGAAUUCCCGACUUAAAGAAAUUUUAAAGAGUAGUCAAUUGAGAUUAUAAUGUAUUUGUAAUUAUUUAUUAUUUUUUGUACCAUUAAUUUUUGCAAAAACUUUUUCUUAAUUUAUUGCGAAGAAUCAACCAAAUCAGGGCUAGUGGAAGUUUGGAAAUUUUUUAUUCUAGAUUACUUACUUUAUAUAUAAAAAUUUCGAAUUUUUUUUUUUU
Rhizophagus irregularis DAOM 181602=DAOM 197198 is the source of this 1039-nucleotide messenger RNA. Lineage: Eukaryota; Fungi; Glomeromycota; Glomeromycetes; Glomerales; Glomeraceae. The record is from RefSeq and is a predicted model, not a curated record.